This is a messenger RNA of Racocetra persica, 730 nucleotides long. NCBI's taxonomy places the organism in Eukaryota, Fungi, Glomeromycota, Glomeromycetes, Diversisporales, Gigasporaceae. The record is from the annotation of a GenBank genome assembly.
UUUAAUAUUACAAGAGGAAUUUCUCGAAUGAGUUAUAAACGUUAUGAAAAUAGGUCAUUUUUUCUUGCCCUAUUUCGUCACAUACAAUCAUUAUCACGUCGUGGAUGUUGGCAAACUUCCUUUGAGUUCACUAAACUUUUACUUUCUUUGGAUCCGAUAAAUGAUCCUUUAUGUACGUUGCGUUUUAUUGAUUAUGUUGGAUUAAAGGCUCGUCAAUAUUCGUAUGUGCUAUCUUUGCCAAAUGAUUGGAAUUAUCAUGAUUUACAAAAUUGGCCAAAUUUUGCUUAUUCUGCCGCAUUGGCUCAAUUUCAAUUGGAGCUACAGAAGGAUAGCAAGAACCCUAAAAAUGAUGUUAGCACAGCAAUGUUGGAAAGGGCUGUUCUAUACUUUCCUUCAAUGGUACUGUUUUUGGCCGAAAAAUGUGAUAUUCAACUUGAUUCUGAUGUUGCCGAGGAUCCGUUUCUUCAAGAAACACCAACUUCAGACUAUCUAUGUUUAUUGAUAGAUCUUUAUGUGGAUCUAGCUUCACCAUUAUGGGCACAACCUGAAGUUAUUAGUUGGCUACAAACUGCUUUAUUCAACGUAUUUGUGAAGCAACAAAUUCCAUCUUAUAAAGCUUGUUUAACCAAUGAUGAAUUUAAUGAAGCUUUUGAUCACGGAAAAAAUAUCCGGGAGAAUUUAUACAAUGAUCAAAUUCCCUUGGAUUUUAGUCGAUAUAUUGUCGUUUCAG